AGACGCUCGCUCACGUGGUCAAAUGUCGAGCGUGGGACGUGCGUGGGAACUGUGUUAUAAAUCACAAUAUUUUUUUGUGCGUAAGCACUUUCUGUGUUUCGUCCGUACGCUACCUUUUGAGUGAAUCCUCCGCACAGUUUUGAGGCCCCAGAGGUGGCAGAACGGAGUACUCGGGUCGGGGUGUAAACAGUCUAUAACCAAAACCAUCUUCUGAAGCCAACCAAGCCAUGUUGUGACUCAGCGGCAGAACAACUUGAUUCCAUGAAGACAUCCUCCACAUGUGAAGGUCUUCAUUGGCUCACAGUAUUUCGUCCUCUCUGCCCCCACUGUCUUCAAUGAUGUAGGUGUGCUUGAUCGUCUGUGCAGCAGUUCCUUGUUAAGGGCCAUUUCCUAUUGCCUUCUGUGGAUUUCUGCCCAGACCUCAAUGUCUCCCUUCCCUCACACUUUACCACCCUGAGUCUGGAAACGUCACAUCUCCUGAGUCGAACCAGUGAGUCUACCCCAUUCGGUCCCUGGUUGAACAGUCCACCAGAAUCCACUCCCUCCACCUUAAGGCCAUGCUGUUCUCCCUGCGGGAGCUGGUCCAAUGGCUGGGCUUUGCCACGUUCGAGCUCUUCCUCCACCUGGGGGCUCUGCUGGUCUUCAGUGUGCUAGUAGCUCUGCGGGCUGACCUGUUUGCCCCUGGCAUGAGCUGGUGGCUGGUCUUCGCCCCUCUGUUUGCCGCUGAUGGUCUCAGCACCUACUUCACGGCCAUUGUAUCCAUCCGGCUGUACCAGGAGAAUGAGAAAAGGCUAGCAGUGCUGAGGCUGCUGUGGGUGCUGAUGGUGCUCGGCCUCAAGCUGGUGUGUGAGGUGCUGCUGUGCCAGAAGUUGGUUGAGCAGGAACAGGCACGCGACCUGUGGUUCGGUCCUAUCAUCUCACCGCUCUUCAUCCUCCUGCAGCUACUGAUGAUCCGCGCCUGCCGUGUCAACUGAUUCCAAGGGCGGUGUGAUGAGGGCAGGAGUAAUUUAUCAGCCAUAGAAGAUCAGGGUUUAUUCAUACUAGGGGACUGUUUUAAUUAACUGACUAUUGAGAAAUAGUUGUUGGACUAAUGACUGGAGAUAUGAGGGUCACAGGCUUCCCCUCCAUUUCUAACCUUGUCUGAGGACAGUGUGACAGAAUGUGUUUUCCAUGAGCAGUCCUUUGUCAGUAUGGCUCUCCUGGACAUUGCUUCCUGUGGAUACCUUUUUUUGUAUUAGAUCUGUUAUGGACCUCUUGCUCAAGCAUGUAUUGAUGGCCUCAUUUUAUCCUUCUUUGUAAUUUAUUUCCUGAUGUGAUGCUGGGGAGGGACAUUUGAGAAUUGAAGUAAUCUGUCUUUUGAAUUUGGUAAGACUGUCUGCAGCUUUGUUUGUUUUAGUCCAUUUAUUAUGUUUUUGUUUUUGGUACCCUUGUUGUGUUUCUAUAUACAGUAUCAAAGUACCUUAUCCUCUGCAGCAGUGGUAACUCUGGGUCUUCCUUUCCUUUGGCGGUCCUCAUGAGAGUGCUUGAUGGUUUUUGCGACUGCACUUGAAGAAACUUUUCCGGAUUGACUGACCUUCAUAUCUUAAAGUAAUGAUAGACUGUCGUUUCUCUUUGCUUAUUUGAGCUGUUCUUGCCAUAAUAUGUACUUGGUAUUUUACCAAAUAGGGCUAUCUUCUGUAUACCACACCCCUAACUUGUCACAACACAACUGAUUUCCUCAAAUGCAUUAAGGAAAGAAAUUCCACGAAUGAACUUUUAACAAGGUACACCCGUUAAUUGAAAUGCAUUCCAGGUGACUACCUCAUGAAGCUGGUUGAGAGAAUGCCAAGAGUGUGCAAAGCUGUCAUCAAAGUGUGGCUACUUUGAAGAAUCUCAAAUAUAAAUUGUUUAACACUUGUUUUGGUUACUACAUGAUUCCAAAUGUGUUAUUUCAUAGUUUUGAUGUCUUCACUAUUAUCCUAGAAUGUAGAAAAUAGUAAAAAUAAAGAAAGAUCCUUGAAUGAUUAGGUGUGUAAAUUUUUUAUUGUCACUGUAUGUGUAAAUAAACAUUUUGAGCUGGUAAA
Messenger RNA from Salmo salar (Atlantic salmon), 2063 nucleotides. Its product is annotated as transmembrane protein 203. The record is from RefSeq and is a predicted model, not a curated record. Gene Ontology annotation, cellular component: endoplasmic reticulum. Gene Ontology annotation, biological process: intracellular calcium ion homeostasis. NCBI's taxonomy places the organism in Eukaryota, Metazoa, Chordata, Actinopteri, Salmoniformes, Salmonidae.